AUGCUGUCCCAUUUGCGCUUCCACCGGCGAGGGCCCUCAACCCCGACCUCGCCGGCACCAGAUCAGCCCUCACCUUCGUCUCAAUCUCCUCUCAACGCCGACUCGCCGUCUCCUCUUGACGCGCAGCUGGCGGCGUCUGCUUCUGCCUCUGCCGCCUCUGCUCCCGCCUCAACCUCCCUGCCGCCGACUCUGCCGCCAAUAGCCCGCGUGACGUCAAACGAACUCAACCUAGAUGCUCCCCGGGUCGAAGAGAGGCGGGAUGUCGAGAAGCCAGCGCAGCCGCCCGCCAACCGCCCGCCACAAUCCCAGAGGCCUGGAUACAGCAGCACUGGAUCGGGAUUCAUUGGUGGUGUCGCUUUGCGGAACUACCAGCGGAACGUGGCGGCACAACAAGCUGGCGACAGCUCCAAGUUUGACGGCCAUGCCCAAACUUCGCAUCAGGCGCCCGCCCUGAACAACGUCGAUCUGCCAACAAGGCCAUCGCCGCAGACGCUGGGCGGUUCAAAGGCUACAGCUUCGCAUAGUACCAGCAGCGUACCUUACUCCUCUUCAUCCAACCAGCGACUCCCCGGAUCUACACAUUCAAGUAGUGUAUUAAAUAUUGAGCCUCAAAAGGGAAAGAAAGGGCUGCCAUUUCUCAAGAACCCAAUGUCUACGCUGUUACUGAGGAGAAAGAACAACCAAAGCCUUCAGAAUGCCCUUCCUCCCCCCCUAAGCGGGCGAUCGGAGGAAUUCACCUAUGAUCCUCGUAUCAAGGGCACUCGGGUGCAUGACUUUAGUGCGCCAAGGCGCAAAACAAACGCUCCUGCCAACGAUACCGUUGCCAUUCGCUCUGCUUCCUUGGCCAACAUUGCGCUCGAAUCAGGUGUUGGCCCUCGCGACGGAGCAGAUAGCCGGGGACCUGUAGUAUUGGAUGGACAGCAACAGCGUCGCAUGCUGAGCAGCGCGUCAGACCCAGCCCGCCCUGAAUCUGGGAGUACGAAUUCGCACACUAUUGCUCAAUCAUCCAGCGUAUCUUCCGCUAGGACCGGCUCUUCUACUGCAGAGCAAGCCUUCCCGUAUGAUGACUAUAUGACUAUGAAGAAGAAUGAUUCGGCUCUCCAAGCAAAUCCCUCAAUAACCUCUCAGAUGCCCGCCCAGGAUACCGACGGCUCCAGGACGGUGGCUGGUUCUAUACGAACUACCCGAUCCAGAAACGUAUCUCUUUCAUCCAUACCGAGACACAUGAAGAGCACAUCUUCACGAUUCAGCUUUGACAUGAUCGGGGCCGCCAAGCAGGAAAAGCUCUUGGAAGAACGACAUCGACAGCGAGAGCUGGAACAGAAGGCAGCACAGACUGAGACGAGGGAUUCUCGCUUCGACGACUUUGACGAAGACUCGUUUGAUUACGACGCUAUGAUGGAUGACGAUGGACUGGAAGAAAGGAUACCAGGAGUCAACGCCGAUUAUGAUGAGGAAGAAGAACCUUAUUUCGAUGAUCAAUAUUAUGAACAAGAGGCCCAGUACAUCGAAGAUGAGUUGGAUCCAGACAAUGAUCAAGAGAAUUUUGCUGGCUUUGCUUUUCAGCGAUCUGACGUGGAUUCCUCCGUAGCAACUCCACAGAGCGGAGGGAUGAUGGCAACACCUAGAGACAUUGACGGCGAAGACAUUGGUUAUACAAUGACUAAAGAUGCGACAGAGUUGCCGAUGGACUCUUUGUUGCCCGAGUCUGGUUUGGUUCCCAAUCAGGAGACCGAUGCUGAGGUGUCUGGUCUGGGGAUCCAAGGCGUUGAUGUUGAUGCUCCUUUCCAAACACCAGGCGACUCGAGCUCGGACCCUAUGGCUGUGCUACCGGCAGCUGGUAUACGCCGUAGUAUCAGUGAAGACGAGCUAUAUUUUGAUGGAGAAAUGGCGGGUUUCGGAGGUGUAUUCGCCGAAGAUUUAGCCGGGGGCCCUAUAGAAGAUGACGUGCCUUUUGACGAGUCGUUAUUUGACAAUGAUGACACUGAUCAGUUUGGUCGGCCUCUGGCUGGAGCUUUUGCAUUGGCGAAAUCUCAGCGUGAAAAGAAAAGCAAACAAGGGACACCGGAUCAAGGGACACCAGGUCAGAAGACACCAGAUCAAAAGACGGCGGAGCAAGAGCCAGACAUACCAGAAGUACCAGAAGUACCAUCUCAAAUCUCGGAAUCAUUGCAUACUUUUCAACCAGAGACGCAAACGCCAUCAAGCAUCGAUGAAGAGCAGUUGGAUGAGACUGCUGUUCCUGACACUGACGCUGACGCUCUAAGCGACUUGCCUCCUAUUUCUGGGACUAACAUCGUUGCGCCCCAACCUACGACUUACAAUGCGAAUCCUAUUGUUGCCUACCAGGCUGCUCUGGCUGCAGCCGCCCAGAAAGCCGCCGAGGCUGGCAUGUUUGAACGCGUGAUGCCUCAGUCCCCCACCGGCGCAGAUGCCCAAGGCCAGCAGCCCUCUGCAGACCUCGACGAGCUGGACGCGACUUAUCACGAUGACCCAUACGACGAUUACGGAUAUGCUUAUGACGAUAUGGAUGAUUUCGAGAUGGAUGAUGAUGCCAUUAUCGCGGAAGCAAAUGCCAGCGCGCUUGCAAACGAUGCCGAAGGAUGGUAUGGCCAAGAAUUCGGCUUUUAUGCUGCCCCGGCUGGCAACAACGCAGCUGCCAACUUGGAAAGUUAUGGAUACGCUGCUGGUGGGUUUUUUGGUCCCAAGGGCGCAAACAGUUUGAAUCGCAGCGUUAGCGGCCGGGUAAUAUCAAGAGAACCCAAUCUGACACCCAUCACCGAGCGAUCUGAAUAUUCCAAUAGAAACUCUCUCAUGAGUCUCGGCAUGCCGCCAAUCAGCGGUACACCCAUCAUCCAGAGCCCUGGACUAGCUCAGCUAGCCAUGAUGGCAGACCGAGGAGACGAGAUGAAUUUGUCAGCUCUCCUUCGACUAAGGUCUAGGGCGUGGGGAGGGUCACAGGCAAGCUUGGCUUCUAGUAAUGGUGGCUCCCCACGAUCCGAGAGAGGAGAUAUUCCAAGCUCGCCACGAGGGUCUGUCUUUAUUCCCGGUUUCCCUCCUACUGUUGGUCAUACACGCAAGAAUUCGGCAUUCUCCGUUGUAAGCCGCGAGUCGGACACUGGCAGUGCCCCUGCCAGUCCUACACUUACAAUGCCAAUGUCGUUUCUCAACCACAGAUCGUCAGCUGAUGCUACUUUCAUCAACCGCGAAGCAGACCUGCCAGCAGGCUGGGGAGCGGCCUCAGUGUCGCCCGUGCAAAUGGGAUCGAAUUUUUUCCAAGAGGGUGUUUCCCCGCUUAGCGAUCCUCAAUGCCCGCCUCCUACUUUUACAAUGCCCUGUGGUGUACAUCCGCAUGCGAUGAGCAAUAAUCAAGGAGCUUCAAGCCCAGAAAAAGGCCACCGACGACAGAAGGGUUCGACUGAUAGUGUAUCAUAUAUGAUGGAGGAAGAGAGUGGAGAGACGCGGUGGGUCAUGGAACGCCGGCGAACGGGAGAGUUUGGACAGGUGGAGAUUUUGGAGCGAGAAGUUGUCGAAGGAGGACGGAUAUAG
Molecule: messenger RNA, 3549 nt
Organism: Trichoderma atroviride IMI 206040
Lineage: Eukaryota; Fungi; Ascomycota; Sordariomycetes; Hypocreales; Hypocreaceae
Biological process (GO): protein phosphorylation
Molecular function (GO): ATP binding; protein serine/threonine kinase activity
Source: RefSeq, a predicted model, not a curated record